Molecule: messenger RNA, 669 nt
Organism: Lingula anatina
Lineage: Eukaryota; Metazoa; Brachiopoda; Lingulata; Lingulida; Lingulidae
Product: protein mono-ADP-ribosyltransferase PARP15-like
Biological process (GO): protein poly-ADP-ribosylation; negative regulation of gene expression
Cellular component (GO): cytoplasm; nucleus
Molecular function (GO): transcription corepressor activity; NAD+ poly-ADP-ribosyltransferase activity
Source: RefSeq, a predicted model, not a curated record
AUGAACAUCUACGAUGCUGGAAGAAAAAAAAACAAACGUAAACAAGCUGCCAAAGGGUCUGCACCUGAGGAAAAAGGGAGGAAAGACAACGAUUUUACCACGAAGAAAAAGACUGCCAUCCUUCAUCUGAAGAUGCCCGCCAUAUUCUCCCAACCGCUGGAAAAACAGGAGUUGCAGAUCAAUGCGAUCGACGUCGAGGUAGUCGUGGGCGUUGACAUGACAAAAUUAAAGGCAGAUGCAUAUUGUAACUCUACCGACUCCGAUUUGGAUUUGAUGACAGGUGCUCUUGCGAAACGGUUGCGUAUUGUUGGUGGAGUCGAAUUUGAAAAGGCAUGUCGCGCCGCGAGAACCACGGAUGGUGUCGCAGUAACCGUCCCUGGUAAACUGAACUGCAAGCACGUUAUUCAUCUGGACAUUCACCAUCGAGGGUCGUGGAAGGAUAAAAUGUUGAAAGUGUUGAAUAAAGCAGACAGCUUGGGCAUAACAUCUAUCGUAAUACCUGCGUUUGGAACAGGAGCUGGCAGGUGCGACCCCGAUGUGGUAUCUGAAGGAAUGUUUGAAGGCGUUGCCCAAUACGCUCAAGGUGAUAAGUUGACUGUGAAGAAGUUAACGAUUGUCGUGUAUGAAAAAUCUAUGGCCGGAAGUUUUCAAAUGGGUAGGUUGGCCUAG